Didymosphaeria variabile is the source of this 1758-nucleotide messenger RNA. RefSeq lists its product as uncharacterized. The record is from RefSeq and is a predicted model, not a curated record. Gene Ontology annotation, molecular function: triacylglycerol lipase activity. The transcript is spliced from 4 exons. NCBI's taxonomy places the organism in Eukaryota, Fungi, Ascomycota, Dothideomycetes, Pleosporales, Didymosphaeriaceae. The coding region runs from base 1 to 1758 and encodes 585 amino acids. Gene Ontology annotation, biological process: triglyceride catabolic process.
AUGAGCCGAGUUCUCGAACCACGCAACCUUCGCAUUCCUCCAAAGUUAUCAAGUACCAAGCUCAUUAGAGCUUCGAAGCCCAAAGACGAAUACACGCCGCAUGCCCCUCCAGUGCGCUGGGUUGCGCUCGGGGACUCAUACACAGCAGGGCCGGGCGCUGGCAAUAGCUUCGAUGGAAGUGGUUGUCUAAGAACCGAGGGUUCAUACGCAGCGAAGCUCGAAGCAGACUUCCCUUUCGAUGUGGAAAACAGGUUGAAUUUCCUAGCAUGCACUGGUCAUAGAAUCCCCAAUGUGCUGGAAAACCAAAUUCCAGAGUUGUCAGACAAUAAGGAUGAGAGGACAGACUUUGUAGUCAUGACGAUUGGAGGCAACGACAUCGAGUUCGGUCCCCUGGUCCGGAUCUGUGCCUUGGGCAUCAAGGUGCCCUUCAUCGGAAGGGACUGCGCCCAGCAAAUGGAGGCAACGCAUGCUAUUCUAGACAGCCAAGACUUCUAUGACAAGAUGUGGAAUCUUUAUGACAAGAUUUUUGAGAAGUUGGACUUGGAUAAUCCUGAGGAAUACUAUCAGGUUUAUCACUUCCAGUAUCCCCACCCCCUCAUCGAAAGCGAUGCGGGAGCAGGGGGAUGGUGCAAUGAUAAAUCCUUCUAUGACGAAUGCAGUUUUCCGCCGCCCACAGAAGGCCUGAAGCUGACGGCUUCCCUUCGUUGGGACCUCGACAACGUAGUCGACAGACUGAACAGAAGAAUCUUGAAGAUCGCAGACGCCUACGUCAAAGACAAGCAAAACAACGAGAAUGGCCAUGCACCAGGUUGGUUUAGGAACAGGCUGUUCGUAUUGAGUCCCUCGUUUUUGGACCACCAUUUCUGCUACGAGCAUUUCAGCACCUUCGAUGAUCCAGAGAUAUACAUACAACCGUACUGUGACAGGGCCAAAGGCGAGAGUUACAACGAUGUAACUGCAACACUGGAUUACUUUAACAUGGACCCUGACAAUUGCAAUUCCACCGCUCAAUACAACGACGAUGACACCUACAUCUACUCCUGCCAGGUCGCAAUUGCCAAGAAGUACCAUCCCGCAGAAUUACCUACUAGUACCAGAAUGGCGUUGCCGGAGGCCCUUGCAAAGGUCUUCCACCCGCGGCCCAACGGUUUCGAUGUGUCCAAGAGUCUUCUGAGCGGCAGUCUGAAAUGGCAUCGCCCGCGCAUGAGCCACAAACAAGACGAAGUCUGCGAAGCCCCAAAGAUUGACCUUCCCUCCACCGUCGUGGUUGUCGAUGCCGGAGACAGACCCGACGACUUCGCAUAUUGUCCCGGAGAAGGGUACCAAGAACCCGAACCAGAACCAGAACCAGAAGAGCCAAGCGGGCCCACCAAGUCUCUCAGCAUCGUUGCCGAGUACCGCAACGGAGACAUUUUGGACCUGACGAAGAUCCACUGGAAGUUCUUCCAGGUCGACUACGGGAAGGCCGCGGGCUGUGACGACGAACCUGUGCGCGAAGAAAUACGAGACAGAGUAGAUCUUGAUGGAACAACACUCAACUACCCUGGAGGCACUUUCGACCUCAAGCUGUGGGAUCAGGACUGCCAGUACAAGAACCAGGGGGACAACCAGGGAAAGUUGUAUUGCGGUGACCAGUCUCAUGAGUGUCUCGACGAUCCCGCAGACAAAAACCCCUCAGACAUUAAUGCAGACAAAGGGAUUUACAAGUGUGCAGAUGAUACUCAGACUCGCGAGCCUGUGUUCCUUUGCUCGUGGUAG